ACCCGGACACAUGCGGAAGUAGCCGUUAGCUUCGGUGGCUAAAAGCUAAACGCAACAACUGUUUGUGGGAUUAAAAUCCAAACCCUCGUCAUGUGUUAGCAUCGCUUCUUCUCACCGGGAGAUUCCACGUCUCUCUGAAAGCUGCGUUGUCUCUUUAGCGUCCUCAUGUUAGCCGAGGCGUCCGCAGUACGUGAUCCGGGGACAUUCACCCCGAGUCUGUCCCCGGAUCAGCAGAGAGACGUGGCGAAGAGGAUCACCGCGUUCCUGUCUCAGUACCGACACCUGUCCGACACCUACAGGAUCGAGUUCUUCACUGAGGAUCUCUGGCACACGUUACCCAGCAGCUGGCAGGCCGCGCUGCAGGACCUGACCUACCCACAGGUCGCCGACCUCUUACUGGACGUGACACAUGGAGACAGGAGGUAUCCUACCGCCUGGCCCCUGUCGCUGUUGGCCUUCCGUGCCACCGCUCACGCUCUGGCGUUUCCCAGAGAGUGCAGGCGGGAGCGAGCCGGCCCGGUGGAACCCGAGCAGCGCCAGAAGAACCGGAGUCAGCGCUCGCUGCUGGACCACAUCUUCAGGAAGCACGUCAAGCCCAAGAAGCAGUACGAGAUCGACAAGCUGGGCACGCUGGUGAAGCAGCUGUGUGACCUCACCGGCUGCAGCCGGGUGGUGGACGUCGGCUCUGGACAGGGUCACCUGACUCGCUUCCUCUCCUUUGGACUCGGGUUGUCCGUGACCGCCAUCGAGGCUGAUGGGGCCCUGGUCGCCAUGGCGUCCAAGUUUGAUGAGCAGUUGCUCUUGGCGUUGGAGAAGCAGAAGAAGAACGUCUUGUCUCAGCUUCCAGCGCCACAGUCCCCUCCCCGCCACGUGGCAGGAUGGGUGAACCCCAAGGAAUCAUGGGAGCUUUUCAUUAAGCAGCUGAGUCCAGCAGAGUGUUCCAGUGAAGAUCCUCCGGCUCCAUGUGGACCGGAGCCACUUCAGGGGCGUUCCCAUGACUCAGCAGACUCUCAGGACUUUGAAUCUCCAUCAGAACUCCAGCCAAGCCAGAAUGAGUCUGGAGAUCAGUCAGGUCCUGGAACCUGCAGCCCAUGCACCCCCCCUGUCUGUCAGGAGGAGCUUGUUCCUAAAGAUCAUCCAGACUUCAUCCUGACCGGGCUCCAUGCCUGCGGAGACCUCAGCGCCACCCUCCUCCGCCUCUUCGUCAGCUGCCCGUACGCUCGUGGCAUCACCUCCGUGGCGUGCUGCUACAUGAAGAUCACCACUGCAGAGAACCCCCCCCACCCGGGACUGGUUGAACCAGCCACUCCACCGACGCCGGGUCGGGAAUCAGGUCCCUCGGAGCUCGGUUACCCUAUGAGCUCCUGGGUGGGGGGGCUGUCGGGACAUCAGCUGUCCUAUCAGGCGCGAGAGGGGGCGUGUCACGCCACGGAGGACUACGUGCUGAGGCUCCGGGAGGAGGGCGAGCAGCUGAGGAUGCACUGUUACCGGGCGAUGCUGGAGACGUUCAUCAGGGACAAGAGGCCGGAUCUACGCCGAGCAGGAAUCCAGACCAUAAAGAAAGCUCACCUGUUACCAUUCACAGAGUACGCCCAGCUGGGUCUGGCUCGGGUCAGCCUGCCACACGAGUUACCCCUGGACCCGGGGCGGGUGGAGACCAUGCUGAAGCAGCAGGGCAGGGUGGUGGUGUACUCCAGCUUGGCGCUGCUGCUGGCUCCGGUGGUGGAGACGCUGGUGCUGCUGGACAGGAUCAUCUACCUGCAGGAGAACGGUGUGGACAGUCAGCUGGUCGCUCUGUUCCAGCCAAACUUCUCUCCCAGGAACCUUGUGCUGGUGGCUCGGAAGCACCGUGAAUAGGGAGGAGAGGAAGUGAGAGUCUCUGGUCAAACUUCAGAUUUCCCUCUGUGGUGGAAGAGGUCACACUUGAAAAUGAAAGAUGAAGAGUUCUACUUUAGGUGGCACUGUCUCAGCUGCCGAAACAUUUUUACCGUGGAGCCGUUCAGAUGUUCAGCUUCGAAGGAACAUGCUGGAAAUCUGAAGAACCUGAAUGCUGGACACACAAUGAACGUGGACUGUGUUGAAUCCAGGCAGGAGCUUUCAGACCGUCCUGUGGUCGUCACGUUUCCUGCACCACAGAACAGGAGCAGGUGCGUGUUUGGAUCCUUCGGGAUGGUUUUAGUUUGUGCCGCUAUUUUUGCUUGUUUUUAUGUUGUUGUAUUUUUUUUAUUCCAUUAUCUUCCUGCUUUAAACCCGUGCUGGAGAAUCCUGUUCUGUGCUUUAUUGGACGUGGACCACAAAGCAAUUCACAAAACCUGUGUUUCUAAUUUCAGGCCCAGCAGCAUGACGACUGUGUGUAAAUGAAAACAGACGAAACUCUUUCACGGUUUUUUUCGCUCAGUUUGUGGUGAAAACAGUCGGAGAUGAAGCUGUUGUGUUUACAAAUGUGAAUAAA
Molecule: messenger RNA, 2452 nt
Organism: Limanda limanda (common dab)
Lineage: Eukaryota; Metazoa; Chordata; Actinopteri; Pleuronectiformes; Pleuronectidae
Gene: mettl25b
Product: methyltransferase like 25B
Exons: 8
Coding region: 166-1857 (563 amino acids)
Biological process (GO): rRNA modification
Molecular function (GO): rRNA (adenine-N6,N6-)-dimethyltransferase activity
Source: RefSeq, a predicted model, not a curated record